Nothobranchius furzeri (turquoise killifish) is the source of this 2713-nucleotide messenger RNA. It is a transcript of the gene rom1b, whose product is annotated as retinal outer segment membrane protein 1b. Gene Ontology annotation, cellular component: plasma membrane. The record is from RefSeq and is a predicted model, not a curated record. Gene Ontology annotation, biological process: visual perception. NCBI's taxonomy places the organism in Eukaryota, Metazoa, Chordata, Actinopteri, Cyprinodontiformes, Nothobranchiidae.
GCAACACUUCUGAUCGGUGGGAGUUAUUGUCGGAGAUUCUGCCUCGCAGAGCUCUGAGCUGUCACAAACACCCGUAAUAACAGUUUAAUCCAGCCAGUCAAACCCUCCCUGUUGCAUUCAUAAUCCUCUGCAGGCAUAACCCUUUCACCACUUUCCCUCUGCCUCCAUACGACCGUGUGUAACACACUCCCUCUGAUCUUCCUGGGAAAGUUACUCUCUUUGUUUCAGGUUUUGCUGAUGGAUUUAGGUCUGAUUGCCAGUUAGUUUAGGUGGAAAUCAGUCAAGAAAGAAAAUUUGUUUUGGGGUUUUAAAUGAAAGCAAUUUUUAUUUAAAUCAUAUUUUUGCAUUUUACAAAAAGAAAACAUGUUUUAAGAAGCUUUAACUUUUAAUUCUGAGUCCACCCUGCAGGUGAGGACAUUGGUUAAAUUAUGUUCAACAGUCCCGCCCACAACAUGCGUCCAUCAGAAGAAGUUUGCUGAUCAAACAGUGGCCUGCUUUCUAAUUGGCCCCUGGGCUUUAAUAGGAUCCCAGGGACUCUGUUGGAGGAUUACGCUUCCAAACUUGCAACUUUGGCCAGUCUCUUGUCCUCCAACCAUGGCUACAGUGGUUUAGGGGGCGCCGCCGCACCGGAGACCCAUAGGUGUACCAUCAGAAGACCACAUCACAUCUGCAGGAAGUGAUUCUCUAUAAAGAGUGGACAACAUCUGUGUGACUUACUGGUUAAAGAGGAAAACCAUCCUUUCUGGGAGAAGGAUUAUCUGUUUCCUCUAUAUUAUCUUAAAUCAUAUAUUAUCUCGUGUUUUUCCUUCUGCUGCUGAACUGUUUGAGAUUGCACCGAAUCUUUUUCUGGACGAUUUCAGCAACCAACUCCUCUGAGGUCGACUGCGUCCUUUGUCCAACUCAAGGAUCUACCUGCUUAUCCUCUCCACCUGGACCAACUUAGAUGAGCUCAACCUGCUUAUAGCUCGCCUAACAACACGGCCCACAUCACAGGUCCCCUCACUCACCUUUGACUCUUUACACGCAGCAGCAGGCCACAUCUGGAUAGCCUUCCUUUCUCUCCGGGAUCUCCCAGAAACAACUCCCUCUUUUCUCAUUCCUCUCUGGUCUUCGCUUUGAGCGCUGCAUUUAGCCAUGACGCUGCUGAAGAUGAAGUUCAACCAGCAGAGGCGGGUGCGUCUGGCCCAGGGCCUCUGGCUGAUGUCCUGGCUGGCAGUGACGGGCGGGGCCUUCAUCUUCUGUCUGGGGGUCUACCUCAAGACUGAGCUGCUCCGCAGGGACGAGGUGAUGGAAAACGCAGAGAUCCACGUGGUGCCCAACAUCUUGAUGAUGGUGGGCCUCGCUUCCAUGGGAACCAACUGGGUUGCAAGUCGAGUUUGUCAGGAUUCCCUGGAUGUGAGCCGCUUCCCCCGAUGGAAGGUUCCGCUCCUGGCCUGGUUUGCUAUGGCUGCACUGCUGUGUUGUCUGCUCCUCACCGUGGUGGUGCUCAGCUACGCCCUGCAGGGAAGCCUGGAGGACUCCCUGAAGGUGGGCCUCAGGAACGGCAUUCGGUUUUACAAAGACACGGACGUCCCCGGACGCUGUUUUCAAAAAGAGACCAUUGACCGUCUGCAGAUGGAGUUUCGCUGCUGCGGAAACAACAACUUCAAGGACUGGUUUGAGGUUCAGUGGGUCAGCAGCAGAUACCUGGAUUUCACCUCCCAGGAAGUGAAGGAUCGUAUCCGUAGCAACGUAGAUGGACGUUACCUGCUGGACGGCGUCCCGUUCAGCUGCUGCAACCCGGCCUCACCUCGCCCCUGCCUGCAGAACCACCUGACAGAUAGCAGAGCCCACUACAACUACGAGUACCAGUCAGAGGAGCUCAAUCUGUACAGCCGCGGCUGCAGGCAGGCUCUGACCGACUACUACAUGGGCUUGAUGAACUCCACUGGUCCUGGUGUGUUAUCGGUCAUCAUGAUUCAGAUGUCGGUGCUGCUGAGCAUGCGGUACUUGCAGACGGCCGUGGAGGCAGCCAUAGCUUCGGAGAACCCGGAGGGUGAAAGUGAGGGUUACCUCCUGGAUAAGGGGGUGAAGGAGACCUAUCAGGAUGUCAGAGCCAAGGUUCUGGGCCUACUAAAGUUCGGCCAGGUUGAUCCCUCUGAAGACGCCUCGGGGGCAGCAGAGGGAGCAAAAACAGCCGACACAGAGAAGGCCGCCACCCCGACUCCGGCCAGCUAAAAUGAAAAAGCAAUAAAUAAAUAAAUUAAUAACCAACUUAAAAUGUGUUGAGGAGGAAGGGGUGCAGGGGGUUCUGUGUGUCUGUGUUUUAUGUUCUGGCUGUGUGACCCGGGUGGUGGCAGGUAGGCUCUAACAGAAGCAGCUGCAGCUCCAUUUGAACAGGAGCACAGCAGGGCAACACUCAUCCAAUAGGCCCUGCACAGACUCGUCUCCUCUGUGCAGGACUCCAUCUGAAUCUGUGUAGGAGGUGUGUAGAGUUUCUGCUGGAGGUCUAGAUGAGAUUCAGCUUAAACUGGUGUAGGAUAAACACACAAAACCAGAUCCGACAUGUUUUCACUCAAAUUGGGAAAGGUGCGCCCACACGACGCUAAAGUUUCUCCCACGUGUGUUGUUUAUUCACCUCAUAGCUGUAGCGUUUGCUCUAAACUGCCAUGAAAUGCUUGGAAUUCUGUUCAACUGGCACAUGAAAAUAUUAAAGGUAGACCUUUUUAACUGC